This is a messenger RNA of Mytilus californianus (California mussel), 1032 nucleotides long. Its product is annotated as tumor susceptibility gene 101 protein-like. Gene Ontology annotation, molecular function: ubiquitin binding. Gene Ontology annotation, cellular component: ESCRT I complex. Bases 96 to 794 code for a protein of 232 amino acids. The transcript has 6 exons. Gene Ontology annotation, biological process: protein transport; endosome to lysosome transport; protein modification process. NCBI's taxonomy places the organism in Eukaryota, Metazoa, Mollusca, Bivalvia, Mytilida, Mytilidae. The record is from RefSeq and is a predicted model, not a curated record.
UUUCGUCUUUUUCCCUAGAAAUAUAAAUAGACUUGCCACAUCCACGUUUAGUUUGUGGUGUCAUAGAGUAAAGCUAUAAUUACAAAGUAUUAAAGAUGGGAAGUAAUGAACAGAUACUGAAAUUGUAUCUCUCCAAGUACAAAUGUGCAGAUCUAGCAAAACAGGACAUUUUGGGAGUAUUUUCCCAAUAUAAAGACUUGAGACCAAGCCACGGACCGUUCAUAUUUAAUGAUGGUUCACGAAAAGAUCUGGUUAACUUAGAUGGAACUAUACCAGUAAAUUAUAGAGGUAAUAUUUUCAACAUACCAAUCGGAAUCUUUCUACUCGACACACAUCCAUACAAGCCGCCUAUAGUCUAUGUGAAACCAACAAAUACCAUGCGGAUAAAACAAGGACCAAAUGUUGAUUGCAACGGUAAAGUAGAUCUGCCAUAUCUCCAAGACUGGAAAUAUCCAGAUUCAGAUUUAUUAGGUUUAAUUCAAUUAUUAUCAAUAGUGUUUGAAGAGGAACCCCCAGUUUUUGCAAGGUCGACCAGUAAACCACAACUUAAUCAGUUCUCCAAACCACAAUACCCAUAUCAAAAAGAAGCUGGACAACGCUCAUGUGCUUCCGCCACAGACCGAAGACUGCUUUGUACGGAGUGUAGAUUAAAUCCGCUAGAAGUAACAAUCCAGCCAUGUGGACAUUUGGCUACUUGCGAAUCUUGUUGUCGACGUCUUAAGAAGCAGCACAAAGAAUGUCCCAUUUGCAGUGGCCCAAUAGACAAUGUCGUGCGAUUGUUUGUGCCAGAGUGACUUAAUAAUAUGCAUGACUAAUUUUAACACUUAUAACAUUAUGCAAUAUGGGAAAGAAAUGUAAUGGAUAUUUGUUUUGUAAUAUAAAUAGAUUGACUGACUUUUUUUUCGCAAAAUAAAACAUUUCAUUCUUAGUGGUAAAAACAUCAAAGCCAAACAUAAGUAUCUAUUAUCAUUAGUUGUGUUGAUAUGUCAAUUGUUUUGUACCUUUAUCGUCAUAAACAUAUAGAAAUUUAAA